CUCGCGGCGCGAAACUCUUUCCUUCCUUUCUCUUUCACCAGGGAAAGCCAGUAGUUGAGAUGGCCGGAAAAGCUACAAAAACUCCGACGACAUACUCACCGUCGCCGACUACUCAUAAAACGAAAGCAGCUUGUUUCAAUGACGAUUGGAUUCGACCCGAUGGCCGCGGUCUUCACCAGUGCAGGCCUGCCUUUUUCAGGACUAGGGCUGUGAAUACUGCUGCUGGAUCUGCUUACGCUGAGUUUGGGAAUACUAAAGUCAUUGUAUCUCUAUUUGGGCCAAGAGAGAGUAAGAAGGCAAUGAUGUAUAGCAAUAUAGGGGGCCUAAAUUGCAAUGUCAGCUAUACAACUCUUGCAACUCUAUCUCGUGAACAGGGAUCAAACCACCAAGAGUAUUCCAUGAUGCUUUAUAAAGCUUUGGAGGGUGCAAUAAUUUUAGAAACUUUCCCCAAGACGACUGUGGAUGUGUUUGCAUUGGUGCUGGAAUCUGCUGGCAGUGAUCUCCCAGUUGUCAUUUCAUGUGCUAGCCUUGCUCUAGCAGAUGCUGGAAUAAUGAUGUAUGAUCUUGUUUCCUCAGUUUCUAUGUCAUGUCUUGAUAGGAACCUUGUCAUUGAUCCUAAUUUGGAGGAGGAGCACUGUCAGGAUGGAAGCUUAAUGAUAAGUUGCAUGCCUUCUCGAUGCGAAGUCACUCAACUCACUGUUACUGGGGAUUGGUCCACCCCAACGCUUGAUGAGGGGAUGCAGCUGUGCCUAGAUGCUUGUGCUGAACUUGCGAAGAUUAUGAGGUCAUGUUUGCGAGAUGCUGCUUUAGGUUGCCAGGAAUAGGAUGAGAGCUUUUACUGAUUGAUUCACAGGAUAGUGCUUUUUAUCCCCCCAACAGAGAGAGGUUCCCUUCUUUUUUUUGUGGUGGGGGGGGGGGGGAGAGGGAGGGAAAUUUUGCGGUUAGGACCUUCUCAAAGGAUUCUUGCUAAUAUUAUUAUUUUUAAUUCUAGCAACUAUUAACUUGAUAUUUCAUUCAUAGUGGACACAAAAAGCUAUGGGAAGCAAAUAUAUAACAUGCUUUGGGAGCCACAAUCCUUGAAUGAUUAUCUUAACAGAGCUAAACCAAAGGAAUCUGCUGUAUAUUGUAGCUUUUAAUUAGCAAAAGUAGAAUCUUGCUUUAGCUUGUGAUUUUCUUGUGACUUACAAGAGAUUCCUACUUGAGAAUAAUGGGGAUGGACUACAUGCAGAACAAGUGGUUCUUUUGCUCUUUCUUUUCGUACCAACAAACAAAUUCAUGGUGUGUGCCACUAAGAAUGUCCGGGCCUGCACAGUUAGGUAGUUGGUACGACAAUAUGAAUGAUGACCCUGCUUUGCAGCCUGCUCCCAUUCUACUUUAUAAAUUCAUGUUUUCGGUCUCACAGGUAUAUCACGCAAUUCGAAUGUUGUUCACUUUUGAGAACAGAGAAAAUGCAAGUGGCAUAUGUUGCCAAACUUUUGCAUUGGGAGUUUCAUAUGCUCCUUCGACACAUAAUUGAUUGAAAUAAGUUGUAUAAUUUUUUUAAGUCCAUGUUAGUAUCA
Molecule: messenger RNA, 1559 nt
Organism: Neltuma alba
Lineage: Eukaryota; Viridiplantae; Streptophyta; Magnoliopsida; Fabales; Fabaceae
Product: exosome complex component RRP41-like
Exons: 7
Coding region: 60-824 (254 amino acids)
Biological process (GO): rRNA catabolic process; nuclear mRNA surveillance; poly(A)-dependent snoRNA 3'-end processing
Cellular component (GO): cytoplasmic exosome (RNase complex); nuclear exosome (RNase complex); nucleolus
Molecular function (GO): RNA binding
Source: RefSeq, a predicted model, not a curated record